AUGGGUUACAAAAGUACUUUGCCCUAUGGAACACCAAUGUUAACACAGAAGCACAAAGAAGCACGUGCUCAAUGGGCAAUCCAACAUAAAGAUGACGAUUGGAGUCGAACAAUAUUCACAGAUGAAACCUCUUAUCAAUUGUUUAGAAACACCAUUCGUCGAUGGUCAAAAACUCCAAGAGAUGAAGUCAAGAGAAUUCCCAAGAAUAAACAGAAGAUUAUGGUAUGGGGAGGCUUCAAUCAUUCAUUCAAAACACUUAUGAAUGGUCCUUUCUAUGUUCAAAUUCUUCAAGAUCAUCUUAUCCACAAUGCCAGGAAGCAAUUUCAUUGA
Messenger RNA from Rotaria socialis, 330 nucleotides. The record is from the annotation of a GenBank genome assembly. NCBI's taxonomy places the organism in Eukaryota, Metazoa, Rotifera, Eurotatoria, Philodinida, Philodinidae.